Colletotrichum chrysophilum is the source of this 1158-nucleotide messenger RNA. RefSeq lists its product as uncharacterized. The record is from RefSeq and is a predicted model, not a curated record. Bases 1 to 1158 code for a protein of 385 amino acids. Lineage: Eukaryota; Fungi; Ascomycota; Sordariomycetes; Glomerellales; Glomerellaceae. The transcript is spliced from 3 exons.
AUGAACGUCUUCCACGGGUACGCCUACUCGGGCGUCUACGCACAGACGACGUGGCCUGGGUAUACGGACAUGUGGGGGCCGAGGAUGCCGGCUUGGAGGAGUCGACACAACGGGGAGAACGGCGCAGGGUUCAUGGCGGAUGCGAUGGCGUAUGUUGCAAGGAACCAGUUUAUCAGCCAAAUCGGUACCGCGAGGGUCGAUCUUGCGUUCUAUCAGUACGCGGCACCGUUCGCCAAGGUCGUCUAUGACAGUUAUAAACUUGAAAAGUUGGGUUUCAUGUACGACUACCUCGGACCUGCGAGCUUCUCUUCCUCAAACACCAUCGUCGGCGAGGGGGGUGUCCUCGCGCCGGAUGGACCAGCGUAUAAAGCCCUUAUCUUUGCCAAUCAGACAAAGUUGACGCCGGAGAUGGCGGCGCAAACAAAGGCAUUCGCGGAAGCAGGGCUGCCGAUCUUUGUGAUUGGAAGAACGGACUUCCAGAGUGUUGGUGUCGAUGGAGCCGCUUCUGUUUCAGAGAUGAUGGCACAGGCUCUUGCAAUGGAGAGUGUUGCUGUGCUUGCUUCCGCGGAGGAGUUACCUGCUGCUCUUGCUGCCCUCAAUAUCCGGCCUCGGUACACCAUCGAGGAGAAUAACAUCGUGGUGCCGGUCACGCUUGCUGCAAAUCAGACCGCCAUUCUUGUCUUCUCCAACCAGACCUCAACUUCAGCCCUCGUCUACACUGCCACCCAAGAUGUUAACACAACCACCGCGACGAACAGCACCCGCAUCACAGCACACCUCGCACCCGGCACCGCAACAGUCUCCCUCGUCACCGGCCAAACCCUAAUCUUCACUGCCUCUCAGCUCCCAGAAGUAACAGAGCUCGACGCGUGGAACAUCACAGUCAAUGACUGGCGCAGCGAGGACGACGUCUUCUCCAUGGAAACCGCGAUCACCCCGCACCGGUUCCUCGAUAGCCGGCUCGCUUCGUGGAAGGACAUGGACCCCGUGAAUUUAGGCAACACAAGCGGCACGGCAGACUACGUUACCACCUUCCGAACCCCUUUCUCAUCCGUUGAAAAACAGCGCUUGGGCGCCCAUCUUCAUCUAGGCACCAUCACUGACGCCACGUUACUAUGGGUGAAUGGCGACAGAGUAAUCUUUGACGUCAACAGCUAG